UCUUUCAGUCCACACUCCCGAGUCCCCAGGACCAGGAGAGAGCAAGAAAGAGCAAGGAAACGGAAACCCCAUUUCCCCCUCCCAAUCCAUACUCCAGAAGUCCAGAUCGAUCCCAAUGGCGUCGUCGACGCUUCGCUGCCUUCCAGGCGACAUCCCGCCGACGACGCUGCUCACCCUACCAAACGAGAUGCUCGAGGAAAUCCUCCUCUGCCUCUCCGACGCCGGCGACCUCGUCCGCGCCUCCAUGUCCCGAGUCUCCAUCCGCCGCCUCGUCACGAAUCACCGCUUCCUCCGCCGCUUCCGCACUCGCUACCCGCCGUCUCUACUGGGCAUCGUCUCUCCCCUUCCCCGGCCCCGCUGGGACCGGCCGCUGCUGCAACUGGCCCAGCCGCCGCACCCCUCCGCGGCCGCCGCGGCCGCUUUCUCCGGGCUUGACGACGCCGCCGCCGCCGACUUCUCAUGCGCCUUCCUCCCCAACCCCGCGCGCUGGCGUAGGCGCGACUUGCGGGACGGCCGCGCCCUCUUUUCCGGCGUCCCAGAGGGCACCAAUUUCGACUGCCACGUCUUUGUCAGGGACCUGGCUGUCUGUGACCCCCUGUCCCGGCGCUACAUCCUGCUACCUCCCAUCCCCGACGACCUAGCCGCCUUGGUGCAGCCACCCGACGUGCUGCGUUUCGAGCCCUUCCUUGCUCCUCCGGCGGCCGAGGAUGAGGACGGCAUGUCUUUCAAAGUUAUUUGCUUGGUGCAGUGCAAAACCAAGCUGGUCCUCCUCAUCUUCUCUUCAGGUUCAGGUGCUGAACAAUGGCGUGCUGUUACAUUUGACAAUUGGAUCAGUUUGCUCACAGGAUCAGGUAACCAGCCAGAGUCAUACCGGCGGUCAGUAAUACGCCACUAUGCACACGGCUACUUCUGUUGGGUGCUUUCUCCGGCAAGCAAGUUGCUCAUGCUCGACACACGCAGCAUGGGUUUCUCAGUUGUGGACCUCCCAGAUGGCACCGGUGAAAAUGAAGCACAGGUUGCCAUUUUGGAGGCAGCGAAUGGAAGGAUUAAGAUGUUUAUUAAUGAGCAUUUCACAACUGAACUCAGGUAUUAUGUGUUGCAAAAUGAUGGAGUUGGUGCAAACCAGUGGCUGUCAGAGGCAACGUUCAAUUUACCCGUAAAUAAUGGCGGCUAUAUAUUCAUGGGUGUAGCGGGGGGAUACUUACUCCUACAAGGGCUUGGAGAAGACGACCAAUAUCCAUUCCAUUUGGUUUCGUUGAAUCUGAAGACUUUACAGCUUGAGUUGUUCCUUGCAUCAAAGCGCAAUAACAAGGGUGCUCAUCUGUUUGCCGGUUUCCCACCAUCCUUGUCUUUACCAACUCUUCGACAUGAUAUCUGAUAUUGAUGCCGCUGGGAGAUGAAACCUUGACGUCUGGAGGUAUGGAGCAGCAACUUGGAGCAUUAUGUACUGGAUGGAAUCAUCAGGCUUUCCUUUUGAGACGGACGCAGGCUUGUUUGCGGUGCUGACUGUUGUGCGGCUCGGUGCUUAUUUUCAGAUAUGUCAUGGGUGAAUAGUUGUGAUAAUCUACCAAAUUAGAUUCACAAAUCAAAUAUUACUAGACAAUUUCUAUUUUUGGAACCUUUGUUUUUAUCAGAUAUGCAAUGUGACUAGAAGCAGGGUGAUAUAUACCAUCUUCUUUGUUUUUGUUUUUGUGUAAGUGGUACAAAUCGGAGAUAUACAAAUUGGUUCUACCA
Molecule: messenger RNA, 1734 nt
Organism: Triticum dicoccoides
Lineage: Eukaryota; Viridiplantae; Streptophyta; Magnoliopsida; Poales; Poaceae
Exons: 2
Coding region: 116-1378 (420 amino acids)
Molecular function (GO): protein binding
Source: RefSeq, a predicted model, not a curated record